AUGGUUUGUCAGGUUGCCGAUACCGAAGCCACACUUUCUUAUCUGAUGAACGGACGUCUGAUUUGUCGACUCCGCUUUUGUCUGCCAGCCCACACAGACUAUUGCCAUCCUCUCUUGCCGUCUGGUAAGACAUCACCUUUCUUCCCCUCAUCUGCCGUAUUCUAUUCGAAUUUGGCUCAGUUCAACAGUUUGUCGCCUUGUGUCGAAGCCUCUAACGAGGCUCACUGCGACAUCUUUCCAUCAAAUGAAAAUAAAGAUGGCGUAGACGCCAUUCCUUCCAAGAAUACACCAGCUCGAGCCAAUGCAGUGCAGCCUAUGUUUUCUCCAUUCAUUUCAAGCUCUUGGGGCUUUGCCAGUAUUCGAAUGCACUGUCUCGGUGGCCUUAAAAUCGGUGAGCUAUUGUUACACACUAUGAAUGCUGUCUAG
This is a messenger RNA of Protopolystoma xenopodis, 426 nucleotides long. Lineage: Eukaryota; Metazoa; Platyhelminthes; Monogenea; Polystomatidea; Polystomatidae. The record is from the annotation of a GenBank genome assembly.